Perca flavescens (yellow perch) is the source of this 6552-nucleotide messenger RNA. It is a transcript of the gene ddhd1a, whose product is annotated as DDHD domain containing 1a. Gene Ontology annotation, molecular function: metal ion binding; glycerophospholipase activity. Gene Ontology annotation, cellular component: cytoplasm. The record is from RefSeq and is a predicted model, not a curated record. The transcript has 13 exons. The coding region runs from base 538 to 3120 and encodes 860 amino acids. Lineage: Eukaryota; Metazoa; Chordata; Actinopteri; Perciformes; Percidae.
GCUGUCAAGCCAUAUACACACGCAUACUACAGUACUGUCUCUAUGCGCGUUAUUUGUUUGGACAACGAAUGAAUCUGAAAUUCCACAGAGACCGGAACACACGACAAAGUAUGGUGACUGCAAUAUAACGCCUAUCGAGCUGGACUAAAGCGACUCCGUGACAGGAAAGUGGUUUUACAAAGGUUUAUAUUAGUUAAGAGUCGGGUAAAAGGGUUGAACAGGCUUUCCGGUUGCUAACGUACGUUGCAGACUAACGUUAAUGCUAAUAAGCUAGCCUCGGAGUUCUAUAUCCAGCUUCAUUAGCCUAGCUGGCUAGCUAGCAAGCUAACAAGCUGAUGUAGCGACAAGCUGCGGAGUGUUCUAGGAAAUGCGGUGGGAACUUGUCUGGAGGUCUUUAAUUUUGUUGAAAUUUUCAUUUUAACACUGACCAGUAUGCCAUUGUGUGAUAGCCGUUGCGAAUGAAUAGUGAGAGCUGUGUUAAUGUGAAAGUGGCAGACGAGGAGGUAACGUUAGUGAGGUUGGGUUGCUCAGGUAGUUAUGAGCAUUUUCAACAAUUUAACAUCUAACGUUACAUUAAGCUCUUCUGUGAGCAUCGACAGUAAAGGCGCACCGGUCAGCGACGCUACCAACAACAACAACAACAAGGAGUGGGAUUUGGGAAGCGAUGUGUUUUCGUACUGUCACGAGAUGAGUCCCAUGGAUGACACGAUGCAGGCAGGGAUGUCCUCGGUCCAGUCGGGACUGGACGGACACCUGCCGCUUCUACACGCCGGACACCACAGCACACAGGACGGGUUGUUGUUUGACCUGAGUUCCCCGGCAGCCUUCCUCGACAGCAGCUCUCUGGAGUACAGCGACAACGACGGAAACAACGCGGGUCCGUUGUUUGAGAAGAGAAAGAGGUCGCGGUCCAACAGCUCCAGAACCCGCCUCAACGAGGUGGUCACUGAGCUCGGUCCUGAGGAGGUGCGGUGGUUUUACAAGGAGGACAAGAAAAAUUGGAAGGCCUUUGUCGGGCAUGAUUCACUUAAUAUUGAACGUAUGUUUCGGAAAUACUGUGAGCUGAACCCUGGUGCAGCAGGCUCCCAGGUCGGCGCUGGGGAGGAAGAGUGCGGUAAUAACGUCUUGGAGAGUAGAGGACUGAACGGUGCAGUCCCGGUGGAGACGAGGACCAGCAGUGUGCACGGAGGCCCGGGGUCCCUGGACACAUCCACCGUGUCCUCGGAGGAGAGGGACCCUAACGCAAUUGAAAUCAACGUUGAGCCAGUUUGUGUCCGGGGAGGGCUCUAUGAGGUGGAUAUUAAAGAGAAAGAAUGCAAUCCUGUUUACUGGAAGCAACAAGACCAUAUCCCAGUCAUGAGAGGCCAGUGGUUUAUUGAUGGCACCUGGCUCCCGUUAGAGGAAGAGGAAAGUGACCUCAUCGAGCACGAGCACCUGAACCAUUUCUUCGGGCAACAAAUGCAGGACUCCUUCGAGACGGAUUUGGUGGUCCGGACCGUCGAUAGCAAAGAUGCCAUCCACAGUCUGAAGCUGAGUCGGACCCAUGUGGAUUGGCACAGCGUGGAUGAGGUAUACCUCUACAGCGAUGCCACCACUUCCAAAAUUGCACGCACCGUCACCCAGAAACUGGGCUUCUCCAAAGCCUCCAGCAGUGGAACGCGGCUUCAUCGGGGUUUUGUUGAGGAGGCCUCACCUGAGGACAGACCCCCUCAGACUACACACAUUGUCUUUGUGGUUCAUGGGAUUGGACAGAAGAUGGACCAGGGACGCAUUAUUAAAAACACUGGAAUGCUGAGGGAGGGUGUGAGGAAGAUGGAGGAGAAGCAUUUUUCAGAGCACAAUGACGAGCAUGUGGAGUUCUUGCCUGUCGAGUGGCGCUCCAAACUUGCCCUGGAUGGAGAUACGGUAGACUCCAUAACACCAGACAAAGUGAGGGGACUGAGAGAUCUACUCAACAGCAGUGCCAUGGACAUCAUGUACUACAACAGCCCCCUGUACCGGGAUGAGAUUACCAAGGGCCUAACACAGGAGCUAAAUAGACUCUACACACUUUUCUGCUCCCGGAACCCUGAGUUUGAGGAGAGGGGAGGCAAAGUGUCCAUUGUGUCUCACUCCCUUGGCUGCGUCAUCACCUACGACAUCAUGACAGGAUGGGAUCCGGUGCGCUUCUGUCAGCAGGAGCAUCACGCUGUGGAGGCGGAGCUGGACCUGCGCUGGAUGUCCUAUGAGGAGAAGCACGUUUUAGAGCAGCUACAGCUCACAAGGAAUAGGUUACAAGAGCUGGAAAAUCAACUCCUCACGCUGGAGGCCUCAAAACCCCCGACACGCCCAGCCCUUAAAUUUAAGGUGGAAAACUUCUUCUGCAUGGGUUCUCCUCUGGCGGUGUUCUUGGCUCUGAGAGGGAUCCGUCCUGGUACCAGCUGCCACCAGGACCACAUCCUGCCAACCUCCCUCUGCAGCAGGCUCUUCAAUGUCUUCCAUCCCACAGACCCUGUGGCCUACAGACUGGAGCCCCUCAUCCUCAAACAUUACAGCAACGUUGCACCUGUUCAGAUACACUGGUGUAGCGAAACUUCCCCCACACCCUAUGAUGAGGUCCGGCCCACCUUCCUGACCCCAGUCAAAGACCCGACCUCUGACACUGAGAGCAUCCCCAGCCCGAGCACCUCUCCUGUACUCGCCCGCAGGCACUAUGGAGAGUCCAUCACCAAUUUGGGCAAGGCCAGCAUACUGGGAGCGGCGAGCAUAGGGAAGGGCAUCGGCGGCAUCCUCUUCUCACGUUUCUCCCGCUCCAACAGCCAGCCCUCGGUAUCUUUAGGACUGGAGGGAGGGGCGAACACUGAGGAAGAGGAGCAGAAGCGGACAGAAAGCCAGUCAGCCUACGGCCUCUCCACUCUGAUUCGGCCCACCUCACCCAUUACUGACACAUCACUGGAGCUGGAGCGGCGCAUCGACUUUGAGCUCCGAGAGGGUCUGGUGGAAAGUCGCUAUUGGUCUGCGGUGACCUCACACACAGGUUACUGGUGCUCCCAUGACAUAGCGCUCUUCCUGUUGACCUUCAUAUACAAACAGAAGACGACGCCCUCUGACCCAGCAGAAGAUACUCCGGAGCCAGACUGAGGCAGCACAUUUGUUACAACACAUGCACACUUAAAUGGUGUCUUAUAACCCUGAAGGGGGUAGGUCACCUUCUUGACAAGACACAAACAGAAACCUCAUUCAUUUAUUUUUCAUGCACACAAACUGCUGAAAUACACUAAAUCUUUUUUUUCCCCCCUUCCUAUAUCUCCCUGUGAUGCAUCUCUUUUAACACUGUGGAACUAAUCUUGAGAAACUGACUUCAUUCCAAGAUGUGCAUUUUUGUCUCUUUUUGUGUAGUGUGCACUCUAAGGGUGACAUUGUUGGACUAGGAACCCUCUAAGGAGGUUCAUCCUUUUGCCAGUAUGACCACGAGCUACGUAUAAACAUGGAACAAGAGUCUUAUGAGUUUGAUGCAACCAUAGGAAGAGCGUUCUAACUUCAUCCCCAAGUCUUCAACCUUAAACAGCUGCAGCCUGUUGAUAAAGUGUCCAUAUACAGUAUUUCCUGUUAAUCAGUGCUAACAUCCAGCCUCCCCCCCGCAGACUCAUUCCAGAGCCUUGUGACACACUUGCCUGACCCUAGGUCCCUGAGGCUUUGAGUUCUGUAUGUGUUCUUUUUAACUUUUCUUUUUUUAGAAAAGUAGAGAGAAAUUGAAUUGUCAAAAAAAAAAUUGUAAUUUUACCUUUUAAAAUAAACCUUUAGCUACCACAAAUCAAAAACAAUGCUAACAAGCAAAUGCAAUGCCUUUCAUAAUUAGCCAAAUAAUAUUACCCGUGCAGAGUAGUUCUGUUUAGUUUUUCCAAACAAAAUUUUUGGGCAUUAUCCCUUUAAUAAUGUUUCGGAAGUAUGAAGAAACGCAUAACAAACAUGAUAUUUAUAUAGUUUGUUUUUCUUUCUCUGUGAUUUUUUUAAUUUUUUUUUUUUUAUGUUUGCCUCUUUUUAACAUUGUUUGACUCUUGAAAUAGAUAUGCACCAAAUAAAACCUGAACAAAGCGCCACUUUUAUAUAGUCAACUAAAACAGAAUGUCCUUUAGUGUUUUCGUUUCAUGCAAAGUACAAUUUUUGUUGAAGUACGAGGCACAAAUUGUCUCUUACUAACAAAGCCGUUACAGUUGAAUGUCCUACAGGACAUCAAUAGUUUGCAUGUGACAUUUACUGUAUAUGCAGAGGUUUACAACCACAUGAGGCUUUUAUCAAGACAUGCAUAUCUACGCUCUUAAACAAGGGCUGGACAUGUAGAUUUAUUUUCUUACACCCAGUCAAUUCUUUUUUAAAUCUCUUUGUCAUGUCAUUUACAAAACGAGGUCUCACCCAAAACAAUCAGUCAUUCAAACUCAUGCUUCUAUAUCAAGGAAAGGUUAUGGAGAGAAUUUUCUGUGCUAUAUCUUUUGAUAUUCAGAUGAAAUCAGCGGUAGGCCUACUACGUGUAUUUUUUCCUAAAAAAAAAAGUGAUUUUCCUAGUGAUCUCAUCUCUGGGAAAAUGAAAUUCAAAUUUGCGGCCAAAUAACAUUUGUGUCUAACUUAUUAGCUGCUUGGCAUUAGUCAUUCUAAGGCAUACUCCAAUGAAAAAGUAAUUGGCCCUGCGGUAAGAAAUAGCUUCGUUAUUAUUUUUGCGAUACAUUGCACGCAAAAUUGUAUCUCUUACCUUUUCUUGUGACCAAUUCACACUUUCCUCUUUUGGGCAAUGGACAUGUCAGCUUGUGUUUUUAUUUGUGUGAAAGGUUUUCUUUAUUUAAAAAAACAAAAAAGGUGUGUUUUCCAGCCACCAGACAUGUUGUUGCCUAAUUGACACUACUCACAAAUUUACUCCAAAAAGAAAAAAUGUGGACAACUGGAGACAGCAAAUCAAUGUUUUCUAAACAUGUUUCACUUAUCAUGGCUCUUGCCUUCGGUUUGUCAGAGCAGUUCUGAAAAAAAAAAAAGAACAUACUCCUGUAAUGACGGAUCGUGCGUCAGUCGAAUGUGGUCCUUUUAAAAACACGCCCAGUAAUGAUUAUGCAGAAGUUAGAAAACUGACUCACUUUGCAUGCUGUCAUAUUAAUGGUAAAUGGAUGCUGGAACAAGAAGACAUUGCGGAGAGUGCCAACACACAUCUAGGAAACUGCUUCGUGUUCUUCAUUGAACAGAAAAUCUCUCAUGAUUGGUAAUGGACUUCUAAUGGAAUCAUAAGACUUUUGCAAGGGAUGAAGAAAUGGAAUUACCCUUAGAUUUAAGUUAGUCACGUGACAGACUUGAUUAAUUGUCAGUGUCAAAUUUUCUUUUGUGUCCUACUUGUUAUAAUAUGGUAGUUAUAUGAGCACUUAUUUUUUUAUUUGCUAUGGUGCAAUCUGCUGGUUUACUGUUCCUUUCAAUCGGGAGCUGUUGUUGACUGGUCUACCACAGAAUGGAAUCCAUUUAUUGGUAUUUAAUGUCUGUCAUUUAUGCAAAGGCCUACUGACUGAAACCAGGAUGCCUCUUUUAGAUGACCAGAUAUAUGACCAGGAAGAAGUAUGGAAGCAGGGGCAAAUACGGGAGAGUGAUAUGAAAGCGUUUCUACGUUUGAUCUGUUUGAUCUUGGCCAUUCGUUGACUAUGAAUUUCACAGAAAUUGUGUAGAAAACAGCCAAUUGUUGAUGUUUAUUUUUUUUUGGGCUCAGCAUGUGUUACAUUGCAGCAGUAGAUGCAGAAAGCAGUUUUAAUAUUUUACUUGGACAGUAGGCAUGCAGUUUACCUGGGAGACCUUAGACAUGUAAUGCAAAAUACAAGGACAGUUCCAUUGAUGCCUCUGUAUCUUUAAAGUCGCAGUGUGUGAGUUCAGACACGGCAAAUACACAUUGUUAGAGUGUGGACAGGCCAUGACAAUGACAACAAUGUUCCUGCCAGUGUUUGUGAUUCGGCUGUGUGUUUCCAAAAUGUAUAUGAUCUUUGCAUAUUUUCCAUUCUAGCAAUUCUUGAUUCAAGCACAGAUUUUCCAACUACGUUUACUCUGCUUGAAAAACAAAAGAAGCUAAAAGAGAACUAGACUGGAGAGCAUUAACGAAAACCUUUGUCAAGAUACAUCAUACUUUUGACAAAAUGAGCAUUAAAUGCACAGCAUUUUGAAUGAUAACAGAAUAUUAUUUUGUUAAAGGAACCACAACCAUCAGGGAAAUGUCCGUUUUUAAAUGUUUUGUUGACCAGUUUGAAGCCAUCGUUAAGGAAAAGAAUGGAGGGCUGUCACAGAUGUGUUGUCAUUCUUUAAAAUGUUCAGAGGGGCCUGCAGCCAUAUGUAAUCAGUCACUGGGUGAAAGAGAAAUAAGCAUUGAAAUCGAUCGUGAAUGAAAUGUGUUCGAUUUGUGUCAGAUACCACUGUUGCUCUAACUUGGAUGUCUCCGAAAAGUGUUUUUGUCUCUCCUUAGAGCUGUGCAAUAACCCAUGCCUGUAAUGGAUUCUAACUGCCAUCCAAAGCACUGUAUUUAUUUCCUUUUAUUAAAGCAUUUCUUUUUUGGAUUCA